AUGACAGCGGGCCCUUCUUCGGGCUCUUCUCGGCCUACAUCAUUAUCUACAACAGCAACCGCGACAGCAUCAGCGUCAGUGCCAACGUCAGUAUCUGCCGGUAAAGCUCCUAUCGUCCCUACUGUGGAGGCCCAGCAUCUAGCCCGCUUCGAAGUCAGCGAUGCUGGCACAAAGGUUCUUAUGGUGGAGUGGUAUCCCAAUGUCAUUCUAGGCCCCGCUACCUCUGCCGAUCCUUCCGCCGGUACUUCCGACGAUCCCUCCGCUCCGGCUGCCGACGAUCCCUCCGCAACGGACCCGGUUUCGGCCUCUGUCCCGGACAACAAGGUGGACACUAUCAACAAUACAUCAUGGCAAGUGUCAUGGCCAGGAAAGUCUACUAACCUUCCUGCUGCUGAACCGGAACCCGACUUGGGGACAGAAGCUGCCCCUGAGUCUUCACCUCGCCAACGCCGUCGCCGUGUCUUCUUUCUCCUGCCGGCCAAUGCCUCGGUUCCUUCUACCAUCACCAUCACGCCACCUGGUACACAAGGCUUUAUCCUUAAGCCACUGCCAGCCAUCUUCCCUCCAGGUCUCGCAGCUGAUCCAGGAAACCGAGGGGUUCUACACACUCUAUGGGCACGUCAACGUCUAGCGGCCCUGGAUCGUGAGGUAGCUGCUGAGCUCCGCAACAACGCUGAAGGUGUAGGCGUCGAGAUGGCACUCGCAGAGAGGCAGUGGAUCCUUGAAACGUUCAUCAAUCCACCCCAACUGCCCACCGAUUCGUUUCCACGCCCUGCGGCUGCUCGUUCACCUACAGGGCGUCUGGGAGAUAAACUCAAGGGCCUCAAGCUGGCGACAUCUCCUGCCGACUUGACCCCGGGCACGACAGCCAACAUUUUCAUGAGCCCCAUCAGUCAAACUCAUCCGUUCCAACCUAGAGGACGUGACAUUGCCUUGUCCUCUCAUGAAGCAAUGGCCAGCAACGCAUCUACAGGUCCUGUUUCUCUCAAUGCUGCGCUGCAUGGUGAUGUUACCGCAGCAGCCUCGGCGCCCGUUCGGCCAUUGCGACGAGACGAUGAUGAUGAUCUGUUUGCUUUGCCCAUGAGUCCGCGUAGCCCGGACAUGAAGAAGAGUCCUUUUAGCGCCCUGUGA
This is a messenger RNA of Fusarium sp. VM40, 1131 nucleotides long. Lineage: Eukaryota; Fungi; Ascomycota; Sordariomycetes; Hypocreales; Nectriaceae. The record is from the annotation of a GenBank genome assembly.